GACGGUGCGGAUGAUGGCGGGCAGGACGAUGGCGAUAGCCGCGACCCGAAACGGCGGCGCAUUGCCCGAGCUUGCGACAUGUGUCGCAAGAAAAAGAUUAAGUGCGACGGCAAGAUGCCCAAAUGCAGCCAUUGCCUGAACUACAAGACCGAGUGCAUUUUUACGCAGGUGGAGAAGAAGCGGGCGCCGCCGAAGGGUGCGAAAUAUAUUGAGGGAUUGGAGAAUCGAUUGGGCCGAAUGGAGAACCUGCUGCGAUUGAGCGGACUUCUGGCGGAGAACGAUGGCGGACGCACCGAUCUUGGUACGCUGGAGAAGCGACUAGCGGAGCGGCAGGCGACGAGCGGUGCAGGUAGUCCAGUCGCGCAGCCUCCGCAUAGGCCGAGCGCGCAACGGGAACUUGCCACGCCAGCGGCGAAUAGUACUCCGCAGGACCAGCAGACUAGCCCGGCAGCAAACGCAGAUGCAACAGCGACCGUGUCACCGCCCACCGACACCUCGAGUACGCAAGCGGAUGCUGCCGCUGCUCAACGUAAGCGAGAAGCGGACAAUCUCGCCGAGCAGAUGUGCUCUCUUAUCACGAACAAUUGCGGUGAGACGAGGUACAUCGGCUCGUCUUCUGGCUUCUCCAUCUUCUCGCCCAAGGGCAUCCAAUGGGUCAAUGAGAAGACCGGAGACGCCUCAUUCCAGCGCAUGAUCGCCGCCGCAAGCUCCGACGAGAAAGCUGGCAGCUUCGACAACUGGAAACCAGAAGUAUUUAACGAUCUGUUCGAGCGGCGCUUAUUCAAGCCUUUGCCUAGCCGACAGGAAUGCUAUGCGCUGCUGAAGGACUACUUCGAGCACUUUAACCAGAUGUUCCCCCUUUUCCACGAGCCGACUUUCAUGCAUCUUGUGGAUAAGCAUUACAGUCUUGAGCCAUACGAGGGAUCAGGAUGGUGGGCGAGUCUGAAUGUUGCGCUCGCCAUCGCUCACCGUUUGCGCGUAAUGAGUAAUGUUGUUGGCCAGGAAGAGGACGACCAUGCCUGGGGCUACCUCAAAAACGCAAUGGCCGUCCUAGCCGAACUGACCAUGCGCAAUACCGACCUCCUCUCCGUCCAAGCGCUGCUGGGGAUGGCGCUCUUCCUUCAAGGAACGCCUAACCCGCAGCCCAGCUUCUUUCUGGUUGCCGCCGCAAUACGUCUGGCACAUAGUAUUGGCCUGCACAAGCGCGGCAGUGGCUUCAACCUCAAUGAGGUGGAGAACGAGCAGCGGAAGCGUGUGUUCUGGAUCGCAUAUCUACUCGACAAAGAUAUCUGUCUCCGCUCCGGCCGACCCCCGAGCCAGGACGACGAUGACAUGAACGUCGAGCUGCCGUCGGAGGAUCCUCCGGAUAACGUUGGCAACGUGCCGUUGGUGAAGGAGGACAAGGAUACAGGGAGGAAGACGAUGAAUUUAUUCCGCCUCAAUUGCUCCUUCGCGCAGAUUCAAAGUCGAGUGUACAAGUCACUGUACUCAGUCAGGGCGAGUAGGCAGAGCGAUGGCGAGCUCCUCAACACCAUUGGCGUUCUCGACGCAGAAUUGGAAGCUUGGAAGGACUCGAUACCUAUCGACUUCAGGCCUGAGCAUCCGAUCAAUGCAACGCAUACACCGCUGAUACUGCAUGUUGUCGUGCUGCAUUUUGCGUACUACAAUUGCCUGACGACGAUACAUCGCAUGAGCGUGCAUCACGGUUACUGGACCAGCAGGCUGAGCGACUACGCGUUGCAAGGGCUCAAUGCGCGACCGCUGAACCCAAGAGUGUUCAUGAGUGCGGCUUUGUGCGUCAACGCCGCACGAACGAGCAUUGGAUUGAUCCGGUAUAUACCGCAGGGCGACUAUGCCUGCGUGUGGCUCAUCCUCUACUACCCCGUCUCUGCCCUUGUGACACUCUUCGCCAAUAUCUUGCAGAACCCGCAAGACGCCCGUGCGCGAACAGACCUUCGUCUUAUGUCCUCCGUCGUCUCCUUCUUGACCAUGCUCGAGCGCGACGUGAACGAAGCUCAUGGCACCAGCAACGUUCGCCGUAUGCUCUCCGUGUGUGCGGAAUUCGAGCGCAUUGCGCGCGUUGUGCUCGACAAAGCGGAGCGCGAGUUGCGAAAUGGUCGAGGAAAGCGGAAAGCCGCGCCCGGUGCGACGGAGAGGGAGCGUGCCAAGGCGGCUAAGGAGCAAGGCGAGGUCCAGAAGAUGAUUGCGGAAGGAUUGGACGAAGGAAAGUCGUUGGAGCAGAUGCAGGUCGAGGCUCAGCAGCAUUAUAGGAGGCCCAUCCAGACGCCAAGUCUGAAAGCGGCAUCGCAUGCAGGGAGUGCGCAGAAUAGUCAAGGUACUAGCCCUGCAAGCUGGGCGGCCAGUCCGCAGCCUGGCGGGGUGGGACCGGAGUACAGGAGUCCGAUGACGGGCCAACAGCGCUCAAUUAUGCAGCAGACGGCGGGAUUGCAACGAUGGAAUGCGAGCGCGGGCCAGCCCUUCCUCAUGCCCAAUGGCGGGCAUAUCGACUCUGGCAAUGGCAACCAGAGCACACCGCGUAUGAUGGGCGGCGCUGCGUUUCAGCAGCCGUUUGUGCCGCAGGAUUUGUGGCAGAUGCCCAUGACGCUGGAGUGGGACUGGGCUGAG
This is a messenger RNA of Baudoinia panamericana UAMH 10762, 2625 nucleotides long. RefSeq lists its product as uncharacterized. Lineage: Eukaryota; Fungi; Ascomycota; Dothideomycetes; Mycosphaerellales; Teratosphaeriaceae. The record is from RefSeq and is a predicted model, not a curated record. Gene Ontology annotation, biological process: regulation of DNA-templated transcription; DNA-templated transcription. The transcript is spliced from 3 exons. Gene Ontology annotation, molecular function: zinc ion binding; DNA binding; DNA-binding transcription factor activity, RNA polymerase II-specific. The annotation marks the transcript as partial.